CAAAAGCACACACACAGCAAGGAGGGGCUGACGACGACGCACCCCUUCCCACACAAACCCCUUGUCCGCUCGUGCAGCAGGAAAGAGAACCGAAACGAGCAGCGAAGCGAGCCACGGAGAGACGCUGUGGUGCCCGAAGAAAGCGAGAGAGAGACGCAACUGAGCGAGCGGAAAGGCGACGAGAGGUUGAUCACACGCCAGCACUUUGAGCUGGCUGAGAUCAGUGAGGAUAUCACAAGACAGGAAGAAGAACCAGGUGCUCUCACACGUUCGCGUGGGUGGUUUUACCGCUGGCGUGGAAAGCCUCACACACAAUUGGGGGAGUUCCUGAACGAGGAGCAUCCAGACCACUGGUAUCGACUGGGUGAGGGAGAGAAAGAGCGAAGAGACAGCGAGUCCGCUGUCACCACAGAGGACGAGCAACACCCAACACAAGCAUGCGCAUCCAACGCGGUGCCAUGCUGGCCCUGUUAUGGGUCUUGGCUGCUGUCAUCACCGUUACAAAUGCUGACUGCACCUCAGACCCGUGCUCUGUGUUUGCAACCUGCACCAAUGACGCCAUGGCGCCCCUUGGCAGAACAUGCGCGUGCGAUGCAGGAUCUUCGGCCGGAAACGGCGAGGUCUGCGUGGACAACAUCACACUCACGCUCAACAGCAGUGACACGUCCUUCGGGUCAGGCGUGCAUCGCGUAAUCGAUGUCGAGGCCGUGUUCACUGUGCCAGAGUUUGAAUCAAAGGUAACCAUCGACUUUACCAUUCCACAAGGCGGUGGCAUGGAUGCAUUCGUGCUGAGCAAAGCCGUCAGCACAACAUCCAGCUCAGAGGUGACAAACGACACGCUUGUCAUCACAAGCCCGAACGAGGGCUCGACCGUCACCAGCAUAACGCUGGUUGGUCCCGCGCUCAACGCGGACCGCUCUGCUGUAGAGACGAGCGGCACCAAAGCCACCAUAACCGCCUCCUACCAAGUCCUUGUGCUCGCACAAGCAGACGCCGGAACAGUCACAUUCUCUGCGAUGGCCACGUACGAGCAGAACAGUGCGCAAGUCACCACCUCUUCAGCAAGCGUGGACUUUACGGUUGCGGAGCCGCAGCUUGAGCACACGCUGAGUGCGACGAGCACGGCGACGGAGCUUGACGCGGGCGACGAGGUGACGCUUGAGCUGACGCUGCAGCACACGAGCGGUGCGAGCGACGCUGCUGCGUACGACGUGUCUGCGACGGUUGCGUAUGACGCGGGCCUUGAGGUGAACGGGGCGACUGUGACGUGCGACGAUGCUGGGUCUGCGACGCUGUGCGAGUCGCGGUACAGCGUGAGCGUGGACAACGGCGCGGGGACGCUGACGGUGACGCUGACGCGGCUCGACGAGGCUGAGGUGCUGACGGUUGGGUUUACGGCGACGCUUGCGCCCGACGCGAGCGUGCACCCGAGCCAGAGCUACGGGCUGAGCCUGUCGACUGUGUACGACAGCAGCCCGCGGGACGGCGCGCAGUACCCUGGGCGGACGUACACGGUUAGCGCCCCGGCGACGGCUGCGAUUACGACGCGGAUGGGCACGCUGUCUGCGCUUUCGCUGGACUCGACGGGGUACGCAGACACGACGCCUGAGACGACGGUGAGCGCGGGCGAGACUGCUGUGCUGAGCGCGGUGAUUGGGCUCCCUGAGGGCAGCAGCCAGGUGAACGUGAGCAUCACGUGGGCUGGCGGCGAGCUUGAGUACGAGAGCUCGCGGGUGUCUGCGGUGUCUGGGAGCAUCACGGCCGAUGCCGGUGCGCCGGACGACGGGUCGGUGACGGGCGCUGCGGGGACGAAGAUUGUGUCCGCCGGUGCCGGGAGCGACGCGGGGGUGCUGUUUGACUUUGGACAGCUGACGAUGCCCGGGAGCGGCGCUGGCGCGCUGGACGACUUUGUGACGGUUGAGGUGACUGUGAGCGUGCCUGUGGACGCGGCUGACGGGAGCACGAUUGUGCUGAGCGUUGGCGGGUUUGUUGGCGCGGACGCGCUGAGCAACACGGGGGUGACGCUGACGGUUGCGCGGCCGGUGCUUGAGGUGACGCGGACGAUUGUGAGCAACCCUGGGAGUGUGGUUGAUGCGGGCGACUCGUAUGUGCGUCGUGUGACGAUUGCGCAUGCGACGGGGAGCAAGGCGCCGGCGUUCGAGGUGUCGCUGCGGGAGGUGGUCGACAGCGAGCUGUCCAUCUCCACGGGGACGGUGUCGUGCAGCGGAGGCGCGGGGUGCUCGUCGACGCUCGGGAACGGGAACACGCUUGAGGCUGUGGUUGCCCGGCUUGACGUUGGCGGCAGCGUUGUGGUUGAGUACACGGCCGCUGUGAUUGCGGAGGUUGAGCCCGGCGACACGAUCAACGAGAGCGGGGGCGCUACGGUGGACUACACUGUUGGGCACGAGGUGAGCGCGGUGACGCCUGCGAUCUCGACGGUGACGGCUGUCGGGGACAACAGCGAGCUUGCGACGGUGCCUGACCCGACGGUUGCGCUGAGCCUGCAGCGGACGUCUGUGUCGCUGAGCCAGGGGACGGAGGUUGUUGCGCAGGAGUUUGUUGGCGUGAAGGCAGCGGUGAGCGUUGCUGAGGUGACGACGGCUGCUGUGCUGACGUUCACGAUCACGACGCCGGCCGAGGUGGCAGUGCAGGACGUGGUUGCUGUUGUGAACUCGACGGGGAGCGCUGUGCCGACGCAGAGCGGGCCGUCGAGCACGGCUGGCGACACGACGACGCUUGACCUUGGGACGGUGACGAACGCUGCCGGGAACGGCGCGCAGGAGCUUGUGAUUGAGCUGCAGUUUUACGUUGUGUCUGCAGUGGGCGAUGGCGUCGACAUCCGUGGGUCGAGCGUGGGCGUGGCGUGCGGGCUUGCGUUUAGCGGGGGCAGCACGAACGCUCCGAGCGACGUGACGCUUGUUGUUGCGGAGCCGCAGCUUGAGCACACGCUGAGUGCGACGAGCACGGCGACGGAGCUUGACGCGGGCGACGAGGUGACGCUUGAGCUGACGCUGCAGCACACGAGCGGUGCGAGCGACGCUGCUGCGUACGACGUGUCUGCGACGGUUGCGUAUGACGCGGGCCUUGAGGUGAACGGGGCGACUGUGACGUGCGACGAUGCUGGGUCUGCGACGCUGUGCGAGUCGCGGUACAGCGUGAGCGUGGACAACGGCGCGGGGACGCUGACGGUGACGCUGACGCGGCUCGACGAGGCUGAGGUGCUGACGGUUGGGUUUACGGCGACGCUUGCGCCCGACGCGAGCGUGCACCCGAGCCAGAGCUACGGGCUGAGCCUGUCGACUGUGUACGACAGCAGCCCGCGGGACGGCGCGCAGUACCCUGGGCGGACGUACACGGUUAGCGCCCCGGCGACGGCUGCGAUUACGACGCGGAUGGGCACGCUGUCUGCGCUUUCGCUGGACUCGACGGGGUACGCAGACACGACGCCUGAGACGACGGUGAGCGCGGGCGAGACUGCUGUGCUGAGCGCGGUGAUUGGGCUCCCUGAGGGCAGCAGCCAGGUGAACGUGAGCAUCACGUGGGCUGGCGGCGAGCUUGAGUACGAGAGCUCGCGGGUGUCUGCGGUGUCUGGGAGCAUCACGGCCGAUGCCGGUGCGCCGGACGACGGGUCGGUGACGGGCGCUGCGGGGACGAAGAUUGUGUCCGCCGGUGCCGGGAGCGACGCGGGGGCGCUGUUUGACUUUGGACAGCUGACGAUGCCCGGGAGCGGCGCUGGCGCGCUGGACGACUUUGUGACGGUUGAGGUGACUGUGAGCGUGCCUGUGGACGCGGCUGACGGGAGCACGAUUGUGCUGAGCGUUGGCGGGUUUGUUGGCGCGGACGCGCUGAGCAACACGGGGGUGACGCUGACGGUUGCGCGGCCGGUGCUUGAGGUGACGCGGACGAUUGUGAGCAACCCUGGGAGUGUGGUUGAUGCGGGCGACUCGUAUGUGCGUCGUGUGACGAUUGCGCAUGCGACGGGGAGCAAGGCGCCGGCGUUCGAGGUGUCGCUGCGGGAGGUGGUCGACAGCGAGCUGUCCAUCUCCACGGGGACGGUGUCGUGCAGCGGAGGCGCGGGGUGCUCGUCGACGCUCGGGAACGGGAACACGCUUGAGGCUGUGGUUGCCCGGCUUGACGUUGGCGGCAGCGUUGUGGUUGAGUACACGGCCGCUGUGAUUGCGGAGGUUGAGCCCGGCGACACGAUCAACGAGAGCGGGGGCGCUACGGUGAACUACACUGUUGGGCACGAGGUGAGCGCGGUGACGCCUGCGAUCUCGACGGUGACGGCUGUCGGGGACAACAGCGAGCUUGCGACGGUGCCUGACCCGACGGUUGCGCUGAGCCUGCAGCGGACGUCUGUGUCGCUGAGCCAGGGGACGGAGGUUGUUGCGCAGGAGUUUGUUGGCGUGAAGGCAGCGGUGAGCGUUGCUGAGGUGACGACGGCUGCUGUGCUGACGUUCACGAUCACGACGCCGGCCGAGGUGGCAGUGCAGGACGUGGUUGCUGUUGUGAACUCGACGGGGAGCGCUGUGCCGACGCAGAGCGGGCCGUCGAGCACGGCUGGCGACACGACGACGCUUGACCUUGGGACGGUGACGAACGCUGCCGGGAACGGCGCGCAGGAGCUUGUGAUUGAGCUGCAGUUUUACGUUGUGUCUGCAGUGGGCGAUGGCGUCGACAUCCGUGGGUCGAGCGUGGGCGUGGCGUGCGGGCUUGCGUUUAGCGGGGGCAGCACGAACGCUCCGAGCGACGUGACGCUUGUUGUUGCGGAGCCGCAGCUUGAGCACACGCUGAGUGCGACGAGCACGGCGACGGAGCUUGACGCGGGCGACGAGGUGACGCUUGAGCUGACGCUGCAGCACACGAGCGGUGCGAGCGACGCUGCUGCGUACGACGUGUCUGCGACGGUUGCGUAUGACGCGGGCCUUGAGGUGAACGGGGCGACUGUGACGUGCGACGAUGCUGGGUCUGCGACGCUGUGCGAGUCGCGGUACAGCGUGAGCGUGGACAACGGCGCGGGGACGCUGACGGUGACGCUGACGCGGCUCGACGAGGCGGAGGUGCUGACGGUUGGGUUUACGGCGACGCUUGCGCCCGACGCGAGCGUGCACCCGAGCCAGAGCUACGAUUUCACCACGCACACCGACUACGACAGCAGCCCCGUCGGCCUUACUCUGUUGACAUCGACGACGGCUGCGAUUACGACGCGGAUGGGCACGCUGUCUGCGCUUUCGCUGGACUCGACGGGGUACGCAGACACGACGCCUGAGACGGCUCCAGAUGAGGCUGUGACGUAUCGGUUUGCGUUUGUGCUGCCGAGCGGCCAGAGCCAAGUUGAUCUGCUGGUUGAAUGGGAUGAGCCCGGGUUUAUUGGCGACGCCAAUGCGGUGUCAUUUGUUGGGUCAGCCGUGUCGAUGACGGGCGUGUCUGAGAACGACAGCGGGACAGGGGUUGGUAGCAACGCGUACCUGUUUGACUUUGGGACGGUGACAGUGACAGCGAACACGCCGGCGAGUGCACGUCGGGUUGAGGUUGAUGUGACGGUUGCUGUUCCCGCUGACGUUGUGAGCGUGACUGAGUUUGACGUGUACGGGCUGAGCGCGACGCUGACGACGGACGGGUACACGUUCUCUGACGCGACGAAUGUGACUGUUGUUGAGACGAACAUGACGGUGUCGCGGAGCGUGGUUGUUGCGCCGAGCGUUGUUGAUGCCGCUGACGAAUACACGUUCAGGAGCGUGGUGUCUCAUCUUGGGGACAGCCUUGCGCCUGGGUAUGAUGUUGAGGUGCGGCAGGAGAUUGACGCGCUGCUGACGUUUACGACGUUUGAUUGUGUGCCUGCUGUGUGCAGUGUGCAGUCCCAGAGCGGGAAUGUGAUGACGCUUGGUGUUGCUGAGAUUGGGCUUGGGACACAGGUUGAGAUGACCUGGCGUGCGAUCGUGAACCAGGAGAUUCGCCCGAACGAUGAAAUCUUUGACAGCGGCAUGACGGAGCUGACGUUCCGCACGAGCAGCCAGUACACGAGCGCGCGGGAGUAUGACACUGUGACCUUGGUUCACAACAGCACACAGCAGUUGUCGACAGUGUUCCAGCCAUCACUGAGUGUGGCCUUCAACCGCACGUCCUUUGAUGAGACGCCUUCGCUCAACGUUGCGAUUCACGAGGAAGUGGGUGUGCGGCUGCUGCUCGACUUGCCUGAGGUGACAACCGACGCCAGCUUCAUGUUGAUUUACGACUUUGCGCCGAGCGAUGCGACACUGCUUGAUCCCAGCGUGAGCGUGGAGAGUGCAGGCAACAUUGUGCAGCCAAACGACAGCCCUGUGACGCUGACAUCUGUGCAAGACCAAACCACGCUGGUGUCAUUUGCAUCCACGACGCUGGUGAACAAGGCCGACAACUCGCUUGUGCCGACGGCGUCGAACGUGUUGGAGGUUGACUUUGUGUUCCGUGUGCCGGACGUGCCUGCGCUGACCUCGUCAUCGACGCUGACUGUGACGGCAAACGUGACGUAUGACGGUGGUGUUGCAUCAGCGUCAGAGACGCUCACGUUUACGAUUGUGACGCCCAACAUCUCGCCAUCGCUCGCCAUCAGCAACAGCGUGGUUGAUUCCGGGGACGUGCGGGUGUACACGCUGACGCUUGUGAACCAGGGCACUGGCCCUGCCUACGAUGUAAAUGCCACUGGAACGCACCCGGCCGGCAUUGUGCCCACGCCAGGCAGUGUGGGGUGUGACAUUUGCGACGGCAGCAAUCCCCUGACAGCGAUUGUGGCAGGCUACGAGGUGUCAGCUUACGUGCCUGUGCUGAGGAAUGGGCAGACGGUGGAGCUGACGUGGAGCGUUGAGUUCACGUCUGACACGGACGUGCGUCGCAACGACGCGUAUGCGGUGCAGGCUGAUGCGGACUACGACACGUCGCCGGAGACGACGGGCUCGUAUGUCGGCCGCCCGCUCUCAAUCACCCAGCAGGAGGUGACAGUGAACAUUGCGGCAUCGACGGUGUCGCUGACGUUUGUGAGCGACAGCAUGACCGAGUCCGCCCCGAGCGACGGCAGCAACCUGGCUGUUGACGAGAGCGCCGUGUACGAGGUGGUGGUGACGCUGCACGAAGGAUCCAGCGAUCUGAAGCUGGAAUGCAUGGUGGCUAGCGUGGCGUACACGGGGUUGAGCGCGAAUGUCACGAGCAUUGACGGCGACCUCAUUGUGGGCGAGCCCACGCUUGCGACCAACGGCUCGAGCGUGCCGCUGACGGCGACCUACAUCGCCGGGUAUGAUGCGUUUGUGUUUGAGUUUGGCGAAGUGACGCACCCGGGCACGACGGCCUACGCGACCGCGCAGAUUGUUGUUCGCUUCUCACUGUACGUUGACUCUGAGCGCAGUGCGAAGGCGGGCGACAGGCCCACCAUCUAUGCCCGCCUGUACGAUGAUGAUACGCGCGUGUCUGCGCCGUCGGUGGCGCCGCUGAUUCGGGAGCCGCUGCUGACAUCCACGGACGUGCUGUCGUCGUCGUACACUGGCGACGCGUGCGAUGAGCUGGUGUAUGAGUACAGGCUGUCGCCGAGCACGAGCAGUUCGCGAUCGGAUGCGUUUGAUGUUGUUGUUACGUUCCAGUUUGACGUGCGGCAGUCGCAGCACAACGACUCGUUCUUCAGCUGCAUCUCCACCUCUGGCGAUGCGCAGUCGCCGGUCACGUCGACGUCGUGUGCCGCCAUCUCCACCGAGCCCACGACACACGAGUACCACGACGGGUAUGUGAUUGUGCGCGCAGCCCACCUGCGCCAGACGGAUGUGCUGUACAUUGCAGCAAAGGCGACGCUGCUGCAGGUAGUGGAGCCGCAGGAGGUGCUUGAGAACGUGGUGUCUGUGUCGUACGACUCGUCACCGCUGUCCUCACCGUACGACGGGCGUGGGUACACGGUGGAUGACCUGACGAUUCGGACGACGAUUGACGACGGCUCGACGGCCAUCUCCGUCAUGACGACGUCGGACGCCACGACGAGCGGGCGGGACCUGACUAUUGAGGAGGAGGCGCUGCUGCAAGUGCGCUUCACGUUCCCUGAGGUGACCGCGCACGCCGUGCUUGAGAUUGACAUUCCAGCCAAUAUGGAGUUCCUCAACGCCACGUUUGCGCACCUUGGCAGCAACAUCCAAGACUCGGCGGUGCAGGAGAGCGACGCGUUUGACGGUGUGAAUUGGCUGUUUGACGAAGUGAACCAGCAGGUUGUUGCCGACCUCGGCACCAUCACCGUCGUGUGCAGCGAUUCCAGCACGGCAGAUGACCAGAUUGACAUUCAAGUUGCUGUGCGGCUGCGAGAUGACUCGAUGAACGACGGCCUGAACCGUGCCACCACCUUUGACGUGGAUGCGCGCAUUUCCUUCCCGGACACGAAGGACGGCGCCAAGACCUCGCCACGCUCGCUGAGGUUUACUGUGGUAGAGCCCGAAUUGGAGAACACAAUCUCCACGAGCGUCAACACGACGACCACCAACGACGCCGGCGACAACAUUGACUUUUUCAUCAACGUGAAGCACACGGACGCCUCCACCGCCAUCGCGUACAGGACGGUGACGCAUGUGUUUAUUGUGCCGCAGUAUACGCUUGAUGCGAGCAGCAUUCAGCUGUCGUAUGGCGGGUCCCUCGCUGCCCCCAGCGUGAACCAGGUCAGCGCCAGCUAUUUCCAGGUUGUUUUGGAGUCGCUGGAGCUGGGGGAGGAGCUCGACGUCGUGUUCACCGUGCGCGUGAACCAGAACGUGCGGCCGGAGCAGGUGGUGACAUCCGAGGUGGAGACCAACUACACCACGACGGGCUCGUCGUUCCCACAGCCUGGGCGCAUCCACGCCGAUGGCGCCGAGUAUGCGCCGGCGAACAACACGGUGGACGUGACCAUGGACCGGGUGUACAUCACGACGCAGCUGGUGGCGACAUCGCUGCCCGAGACGCCAGACCCCUACACCAACAUCCACGAGACGUCGGAGUACGAGAUUGUUGUGACGCUGCCGGAGGUGACAACGGACCUCACUGUGCGGUUCUCGCUGGCCUUUGCGCCGUCGUACACGUACCGCAACGCCAGCGUGCGGAUGAUUGGUGGCAGCGUUGCAGACUCUCUGCUUGCGACUGGGGACAUUGUCGCCUCAAAGUCACCCGUGGAAGUUGACUUCAGCUUUGGCGAGAUUCGCAACUUGUACGACAACGUGGCCAACGCGUCGGACCAGCUUGUGCUCCGCGUGACGGCGCAGUUGGACAACAGCCUGCAGUUCAACAAGGGCGGGCAGACGCGCACGGUCAAGGCAUACGUGGACUCGGACGCCAUCACAUAUGAGGCCGAGUCGUUUGUGGUGAUUGCCGAGCCGGACAUUGAGCUGUGGGUGGACGUGGACAAGCUGUACCCGCUGGACGCGGGCGACGUGGUGACGUACACGGUGAACAUGCCGUGGAUCAGCAGCCCGCCCGCGUACGUGUCCUCGUCCUGCAUCUACGAUAUGACGACAACGCUGGUGGUGGACGACACGCUCUCCAUCAUCAGCGCCGAUCUGGGCACUGUCACGUCCAGCGUGAACAUCAGCGCGGACGCCAAGACGGUGUCAUGGGACACGGCGGUGUACCUGCCCACGGAGUCGCUGGUGUUUACCUUCCAGGCGGUCAUCCUGAACAAGGUGGUGCCUGACGAGCGCAACCUGAUCACGGACGCGGACUACGUGUUUGACAGCCACCGCGGCAGCAUGUACGGCCAGUCCGGCCGCGUGUACACGGACACGGCGAUGGCGCCCGAGCUGACCAUUGACGAGCCCGUGAUUGUGUACACGACGGUAAACAGCAGCCUCCCGCUGACGGCGUUUGAUAAGGACCUGGCCAUCCACGAGAGCGUGCUGGUGUGGGCGAACGCGACGCUGCCGGAGGCGACGACGCGCGCCGUGCUGACGCUGCAGCCCGCGCUGCCUGACUUUGACGCGUGGGUGGUGCUGGACAGCUGGUUUGAGGUGGGCGCGAGCCUCAACUGCACCACCACCCCGGAGCUGACGGACACGGACGCGUUUGCGUUUACAAGCAACGACACGGCGACGUUUGACUUUGGCGUGUGUGUAAACGCGUACGACAACGUGGAGGACGACGCCGACCGCCUGUUUGUGUACGCCGUGUUUGCGCCCAUCGACCACCGGCCGACGGUGGUGAACCAGCGCAACAUCUCCCUGGCGGCGCACCUCGACUACAGCGAUCAGGCGCUGUACUCGCUCAACCGCACGAGCGCCACGCAGCUGCAGUACCGCGUGGUGGAGCCCAACCUGACGACGCUGAUUGAGUUUGCCGCCGCAGAGCCCGUGGAUGCCGGGGACGUGGUCUCGUACACCAUCACCGUUGCGCACAACGGCGAGUCGACGGCUGCUGCGUACGACCUCGUGGUGGUGGCGGAGGUGCACCCGAACAUGGACAUUGUCUCUGCCGACGGCGGCUUGCACGGUGCGCAGCCAAACAUCUCUGCCGACGCAAAGGUCGUCACGUACACGCUGGCGACGCUGCCGCUGGCCGACCCCGUGCUGGUGGUGACGUUUGAGGCCGUGGUGCUGAACAGCAUGGUGCCGACCGAGAUCAACGUGGUUGCGCUGCAGAACGUGACGUACGACAGCCACCUGGAGACGUCGAGCUACGGGCUGCCUGGGCGCGAGGACACACGCGCGUACGUGUGCGACGCGGUGGAGGUGGCGGACCUGGCUAUCCGCUCUGACCUGCUGCUGUCCUCGGACGACAACACGGAGCUGUUUGACAUUGCCGUGAGCGAGACGUACACCUCUGCGGUGACGGUGACGCUGCCAGAGCUGACCAUGAACGUGACCAUCGCCACGGACUUUGUGGUGGACAACGCCACCUGGCUGGUGGACUUUGAGUACCAGGUGGGCGAGCGCGUGGUUUGCACCAUCCCGCGCCCGGCGCCGCAGUUUGUGGACGACAACGGCGACGGCGUGCACGACGGGCUCGUGCUUGACUUUGGCACGUGCGAGAACCAGCGCGACAACGUGGCGGACAUCCACGACAAGAUUGUGGUGACAACCGUGGCGUCGCUGCGGGACACCGCCGUUGCGCAGGCGGGCCAGCCGCUGGUGCAGUCUGCGGCCGUCACGUACACCAAGGAUCUGGUCACGCUCACCGGUACGCUUGCGUCCAACAACCUGACGUACACGGUGGUGGAGCCCGUGGUUGAGCUGACGAUGGACGUGCUGAGCCUGGACCCGACCGAUGCGGGCGACAAGGUGAAGUACGGGCUGACGCUCACGCACACGGAGGCGUCGACGGCGUCGUGCUACGACCUCACCUUCACCGCGCACGCGCACCCGAUGCUGCGGAUUGUGGCUGCGGACGGCGGCCCGCUCGGCGCAGCGGCAAACAUCUCCGCAGACGGCACGAGCGUGGUGUUUGCGUUGUCUGAGUUUGCGCUGUCGACGCGCACGACGUAUGUGGCCUUUGAUGCGGUUGUGCAGAACGACGUGGUCCCCAACGCCGCUGGCCUGUUCUCCGAGUGCAGCGUGACGUUUGACACGUUUCUGCUGUCCAUCUUUGGGCAGGCCGGCCGCACCAUGUCGCUGAACACCACCUCGCCCGAGGUGAACGUGGCGGUGCCGAACAUGGCACUGAUGCUGUACAACACCUCCGAUGCCCUCACCACCCCGGACUCGCACGUGACCAUUGACGAGCUGUACAUCUACCGCUCGCGCGUGUAUGUGCCUGAGGUGACGACGGAGCUGGUGCUGGACAUGGUGUUCAACUCGACGGACAUUGUGGUGCAGCGCAUGUGGAGCGACGUUGGCGCCAACGUGCACUGCGCGGGCGGCCCAGACAGCGGCGGUGUUCCUCGCCUGCUGAGCAACGGCACGCAGGUGAUGCUUGACCUCGGCACGUGCGAGAACCGCUUCGACAACGCGGUGACGAUGGCAGACUACGUCGACCUGUACGCGGAGGUGCACGUCCCAGACAUGCCUGCGCUGGUCGACGGCGUGGUGCUCAUGGGCACGAGCAGCCUCAACUUCACGGACAGCACCAACACGAGCGCGAGCGUGAUGCUGACGGACGAGCGCGCCGUGACGGUGGUGGAGCCGACGAUGCGCAUCAACCUGACCGACCCGGCGGCGGCGUUUGUGAGGCGGAGUCAGCUGGUGCCGCUGCGCGUGAGCAUGACGCCCUCCUUUGGCCACGACGUGGUGGUGACGGUGACGCUGCCCGAGUACCUGCACUACGAGUCGACGGCACACACGAGCGGCGCGUCCAGGCCCGCCUCCACCGUGGACACGGUGCUGGGCAGCGGCAGCACGACGAUUGUGUACGACUACGGCAGCGUGCCCGAGGAGAUGGUGAUUGAGUUUGACGUGAUGGUGCGCGUGGACGCGCAGGCACCCGGCGCACACCCGCUGGACGUGACUGUGGACCUGUCGUACGACUCGAGUCCGCGACCAGGCCUGGGCCGGCCGUACAGCGACAGCGCGGCAUUCCGCACGCUGUACGUGGUGCUGCUGGACAUGGCAACCUCGUACGCCACCAACGACGCCACAACCGCAGGCGGCGACCUGGCGAUUGAGGAGGAAGUGACGUUCAUGACAGCCAUCGGUAUCAAGGGUCCCUCGGCGCUGGUUGUGACGUUUGACCUGCCGACAGACGGCAGCGGACGGCCGCUGGUGGCACUGGUGUCGUCGGCGGUAGACAGCGUUGGCGGCAACAUUGUGGCCACGGAAGGACAGGUGCUGGCGCAGGUGACGGCCAACACGACGUCCGCCACGCAGGUCAUGGUUGACUUUGGUCACGUGGAGAACCUGGUGGAGUCGUCAAGCCUGGCGGCUGGUGACAUGCUCUCGUUCAACGUGACGUUUAUCGUCCUGGACGAGGCGUAUGUUGUGAGCCAGAUGCAGGGCAGCCUGGCGCAGGAGGCGGCGUUUGCGGGCCUGAGCGUGCAGCUGAGCACGCCCGUGCGCAUUGUGGAACCGUUGCUUGCGUCUGCCACGAGCAUCUCGCCCCAGGGCGGCGAUGCUGGCGACGUGCUGACGCUGACGCACCGCAUUUGGCACACGGCCGCAUCGACACACACCGGGUACGAGCUCUCCCUUGUGGUGAGCGUGGACGAGGAAGGCCUGGAGCUGCAGGCCAUGGACGACUACAUCACGCUGACGAGCAACACCACGCUGGGCAGCGCAUCGGAUGUUAGCGCAGAUGGCAGCGUGCUGUACGUGAUGCUGCCGUCCCUACCGCUAGGCGUGAACGCCACGCUUGAGCUGCGCAUGCGCCUGAAGUACAACGUGACGCUUGCCACGACGUACGGCGCGCUGGUGCCGCUGGUGUACACCUCCCGCGCAGUGGCGCCGCGCCGCACGGCGGAGUUGUUCACGUCCGCAUCGAUGCAGACGGACGGCAUGGCGGAUCCAGCGCUCGCGCUCACGGGAUCCACGGCGUCCUUUGGCAGUGGCGAGGGCGGCGUGCCCGUGUUGACGACCGGCGAGCGGUUCAGCAUGUCGCUGGUGCUGCCGUUGCGAGAGGGCCUGAUGACAGACCUGGUGUCGCAGCUGUCCUUCCCACUUGUGGACGGCCAACCCGUCAUGUCUGUCGUGGAGGCGAACAUUACGCGCGCCGGUGAGCAGCUGGCUAUUUCCGGCCUGGAGAUUGUGCCGCUGACGAGUAGCGAUGUGGAUGGCGCGUCCGCCUUCCGCCGCCGCCGCGCGUCUGGUGGCGCCAGCAACAGCACAGGCGGUGGUGAUGCCGGUCCCGUGGCGUCGUCGACGUUCAACGUGGAUGACGAGUAUGUCGGCGCAGAGUUCCGCUUUGGGCGCGUACUGAACAUGCCGGACAACACGUUCAACGCGAGCGACAAGAUUGAGGUGAUGCUUGUGGGCGAGGUGCUUGACGUGACUGCGCUGGGGACCAACGUGCCCGUGACGCUGAGCACGGCGCUGGCCUCUGACGGCAGCAGCGGCGGCGCGGAGGUGACGGUGAACAUUGCGCGGCCCGAGCUCAACGUGACGCUGCCCGGCGCCACGCUGAACGUGAAGCGGCUGGUGCAGGCAGACGGCGUGGUGUUUACGUACGUGACGGUGCCUGUCACCGUAUAUCACACCAACGCCUCUGCGCUGUUGGCGGAGGACGUGCGGACUACGCUGGCAUACAGCGGCAGCGCCGUCUUUGAGCACUGGACGGAUGCGCCGGCGCCGCUGAAUGCAACGCAGCCGUACAACGUGUCGUCGUUUGCGGUGGACGCAGACGCCAUCACGGUGACGCAAGUGCUGCUGGUGGACGAGGCCCUCAACACGCGCGACUCGCUGCUGUGCCUGGAUGCGACAGUGGCAUACACGACACCGCAGGCACGCGUCGGUGGUCGCGUUGCACAUCUCGAGGCUGCUGGGGCACAGUGCUCCAAGCUGGCCUUCCCGGCCCCGAGCAAGUCGUUUAUUGAGACGCUCCAGGGCCAACUCAUCAUCUACAUUGCCGCUGCCGUCGCUUUUAUCGCCAUUGUUGUCGCAUCUGUGAUUCUCGUCAAGAAGAACCGACGCGCAGCAGAGGAGCGGAAGAAGAAGGCGGAGGCGGACGACACGUUUGACUACGGCGCACCAGUCCCGCACCCCCGUGGCAUGGGCGGCGGCGGGCGUCGCUCCGGCAGCGGCCAGCCGCGCACAUAUGUCGACCCCGAGACUGGGGAGGUGCACCACGCGUACGACUACGUUGGACGCAAGGACGGUGGCGCCAUUUACGGCAAGGCCGGGUCUGAGGCCACGUAUGACGAUGUGAAGCUGGCACCGCAGGACGACGAGGAGGACUACGGUCUGGUGCGGUCGGAGGACGAUGACGAGGAGACGUACGACCAGGCGGGCCGCGCACAGUACGAGAUGGGCGACGGCCAGGACGAAGACGACUACGCGCUUGCUGCCAAGUACGACAACCCUGAUGGCGAUGACGAGGACGAUUACGCACUCGCGGCCAAGUACGACAACCGCACAGGCGGGGACGAUGACGAUUACGCACUCGCGGCCAAGUACGACAACCGCACAGGCGGGGACGAUGACGAAGACGACUAUGCACUCGCCGCAAAAUACGAUAACCGCACAGGCGGCGAUGACGACGACGACGAUUACGCGCUCGCCGCAAAAUACGACAACCGCUCUGGCGGUGACGACGACGAGGGCGACUACGCGUUUGCCAACAAGGUCGGUGCUCGCGGAAGCAAGGGCGCCGCCCGCAAGCGCGGAAAGAAGGCGGCUCGCCACUCCGACAGCGACUAUGCGCGCGCAAUGCACGACCGUCGCGGUGGCGGUGGCUCUGGGUCCGACACUGACGACAUCUACGGGCUUGCUGAGGGCGAGGAUGACACGUAUGGCCUUGCUGGCGCGUUUGUGAGCAGCGGCAGCAAUGCGGACGAGAGCGACGACACGUACGGGCUGGCGGACGCUGGCGGUGACGGCGGAUCGAAGCGCAAGAAGCCAAGGAAGAAGAAGCCCAGAAAGGGGAAGAAGGCGUCCAUGGACAUUGACGAGACGUACGGGCUUGCUGGCGACUUCUCUGGCAGCGAGGCUGACGACGACGACGAUGGCGAUGGCGAGGGCGACUACAGCUUUGCCGGCAAGGUGCGGGGCAAGAAGCCGAAGCGAGCUCCGCGCAAGCAGCAGGAUGAGAGCGAGGACGACUAUGGCCUGGCUGGCGACGUGCUGUCGCAGGACAACGCCACGGACGGCGACGCCGAUGACGAUGAUGACGACGUGUACAAGCAGGCGGGCGACGUCAACAGCUCGUCGCUGCAGGACAGCGGCGCACGUGGCGGAAAGAAGGACGACGAUGACGAUGAGCCCGUGUAUUCCCGGGUUCACAAGUGAUCUUGCGCGUCAUGUGCGCGUGAAUGGGUGUGAGUGGAUGUGAGCGUGUGUAUGAGUGUGCGUGUGAGUAUGCGUGAAUGGGCGUGUGCAUGUGUGGUGUGUGGCGUGGCAUUGGUAAUGUGCUCGUUAUUUUUUGUUCUGAGACGGCGCUUGUCAAGUAGUUGUCUUCAACAGCACGGGCGCGUGUUGCUGUAGGGCGGCUGCUUGAGCACUUGCGCCUUUCUUUUGUUUUCUGAUGUUUCGUGUUAGUGUGCUCAUUGACUUGGCACCCCCUGCUAAUUUGUGUACAAUGUUUGUUCCUCCUUUUCCGCUUUGGGUUAUGCUUUCAUAAGAUCUGUUCAGCGUCGCGGCAUAGCAACAUGCCAUGUCAUGUGUGUUCUAGACAUUUGUGUUGUGCCGUGUUGGCCUGUGUCUCGUGUUGAUUAAACAAUAGCGACAGCCGAGA
Salpingoeca rosetta is the source of this 16278-nucleotide messenger RNA. RefSeq lists its product as uncharacterized. The transcript has 9 exons. NCBI's taxonomy places the organism in Eukaryota, Choanoflagellata, Craspedida, Salpingoecidae. The record is from RefSeq and is a predicted model, not a curated record. The coding region runs from base 438 to 15833 and encodes 5131 amino acids.